Molecule: messenger RNA, 2220 nt
Organism: Cottoperca gobio
Lineage: Eukaryota; Metazoa; Chordata; Actinopteri; Perciformes; Bovichtidae
Gene: scamp3
Product: secretory carrier membrane protein 3
Exons: 9
Coding region: 437-1477 (346 amino acids)
Biological process (GO): protein transport
Cellular component (GO): trans-Golgi network membrane; recycling endosome membrane
Source: RefSeq, a predicted model, not a curated record
CCCGUGUUCUCACGUGCUUCUCUGCCGCAGCAGCAGUCACAUGACCGCGAGACUUCGGCUGGUUACUUCCUGCUCCACGGCUGUUUUUCCUGCGGGAGAAAAUAACAAAUCUGCUUUGGUGUAAUCCGGACCCUGAUAGUCAGGACUGGAGAGGAAACACCGAGGAAUUCAACCAUCAACCUGCACGUUACCGUGUUCACCUGUUAGCUAAACUGCGGGGAGAUGACCACCGGAGGGGCGGGUUGCUAGUUGACUGGAUAAACCGACUAACACCGCCCGCCCUUUCGAAUUACAAAAGAAACAAACGCAUCUUCUUUAUCUGCUAGAAGAGACACCGCUACUGCUUUGUGUUCCUCUCCGUGACUAACGUUAACAUUAGCACCGAGCGGUGGCUUAUUGACGUUAGCUCUCCUUUCCCAAACAACCCGCCAUCGAUAUGUCAAAAUACACAAGCUUUCCAGAGCCGAUGGACGACCCCAACCCUUUCCAAGACCCUGCAGUGACUCAACACAGCAGCAACACAGGAUAUGCCACACUGGACCUUUACAACCCUUUUGAUAAUACUACUGGGCCUCCACCUCCGUAUGAAGCCACCUCUCCCUCUGCUCCAUCUGUGCCUGCACAGACCCCACCCAGCAGGACGACACCCACUGAGCCUCGCAACUAUGGCUCCUAUACCUCGCAGACGGCAGUGAACGCUACCACAGCAGAGCUCCUGAGGAAGCAGGAGGAGCUGGAGAAGAAAGCCCAGGAGCUGGAGAGGAGAGAGCGGGAGCUCGAAUCACACAGUCUGGGACCUGGAGCCUCCCGUCAGAAUAACUGGCCCCCGCUGCCUUCAUUCUGCCCUGUGGGCCCCUGCUUCUACCAGGAUGUCAAUGUGGAGAUCACGCAGCGCUUCCAGCGCACCGUCACCAUCAUGUACUACUUCUGGAUGUUCAGCACUUGUACGAUGCUCUUCAACCUGAUCUCCUCCCUGGCCAUGUUCUGCGUGGACUCCUCGGGUGGUGUUGGUCUGGGCCUCGCCAUCCUCUGGGCUCUCCUCUUCACCCCCUGCUCCUUCAUCUGCUGGUACCGCCCCGUGUACAAAGCCUUCAGGAGUGACAGCUCCUUCAAUUUCUUCGUCUUCUUCUUCGUUUUCUUUGCCCAAGUGGUCACCUACGUCAUCAUGACUAUCGGUAUCCCUGGAUGGGGUUUCAGCGGGUGGAUCGUGAGCCUGGCUGCUCUGAAGACCAGUGUCCCUGUCGGUGCGAUCAUGAUGAUGAAUGCCGUCCUCUUUACUGCUCAAACCGCCAUAGGGGUUGUCAUGUUGAAGAAGAUCCACAGUCUGUACAGGCAGACCGAUGCCAGCUUUCAGAAGGCCCAGGCCGAGUUCGCCACCGGAGUCAUGUCCAAUCAGGCCGUACGGCAGGCUGCCACCACCGCAGCCACCACCGCUGCCACCAGCGCUGCCCAGGGGGCCUUCAAUGCACCUCGAUAGAGAGGGACGUGGGGGGUUGGGAGGGUAAGAAGGGGGGCCCUUUCAGCUUGAUGGAGGAUCUGUUUGGUAUUUAUUUCCCCACAGGUGAUUAGAAUUUGUCUGUAUAGUUACCCCUGAGCAUUCGAACUUCAGGGCACCUGCAUGAGACCGAGGUGGGGUUGUCUAAUUUCAGAAGGUGUACAGGACAAGUUAGUUACAUUGCCAAACCAGGAGUUAACAAAUCUUCAAGUGUUGAUUGAAGGAAAGGAAAGAUGAUGUGAAAUGUAAAAAAACCGAUAAGAUGCUGAAGCUGUAUAACACUAAACACAGUCGUAGUGUCAGUGAAUGCAGGGAAAAUACUUUCUUUUGUAUGGAAAAACAAGCUGUGUGCCAAGUAGGACAGUGUUAGCCUGGAUAGUUUUUAUUUUAAAUGACUUGGAUGUACAUUGUGUUUACAAGGAGCCAUGUUUGAGUCGGAGCUGAACACUGAAAAGUUGCCGCUUUAACAUUUGAUCCAUAACUGAGUGGCUCAACGCUAUUUUUAUUUUUGUUUCUUAAAUGUAAACUAACACAUUUUGUUAUUAUUCCAAAUGAGAAUGCCUAUUUACCUGUUUGCCAAAACCUCUCAUACUGUAAAGAUUAUGAACUUGUGUUGUUUUGGUUAAAAUAUAUCUGUUACUGUUCUGUUGGUGCUGCUUGUGGUUCUUAUGAUGAUUAUUACAGGUCACUGUCUUGGUUUUAAUAAAAAUAUAUUGUCAUGCUUA